AUGUCUAGCAAUCAUGGUAAGGUAGAGACUGAUGUUGAAAUCAAGGCUCCUGCUACCAAGUUCCAUGAAGUUUUCACACACAGACCACACCACAUAUCCAAUGUCAGCUCUAACAACAUUCAGGGUUGUGAUUUACAUGAAGGUGAAUGGGGAACCGUCGGCUCUGUGGUCUACUGGAAUUAUUUCCAUGAUGGGAAAGCUAAAGUUUCCAAGCAGUUGAUUGAAGCCAUAGACGCUGAAAAGAAUCUGAUCACUUUCAAAGUGAUCGAAGGAGAUCUGCUGGAGCAUUACAAGAGCUUCAAGAUAACCUUUCAUGCCACUCCAAAAGCUCAUGGUCAGGGCAGCAUCGUCCAUUGGACUAUGGAGUAUGAGAAGCAUCAUGGUGAUAUUGAGGACCCACAUACCUUGCUCCAGUUUGCAGUUGAUGUCUCCAAAGAUGUCGAUGCUCAUCUUACAAGUGCCCAGGCAUAA
This is a messenger RNA of Prunus armeniaca (apricot), 471 nucleotides long. The record is from the annotation of a GenBank genome assembly. Lineage: Eukaryota; Viridiplantae; Streptophyta; Magnoliopsida; Rosales; Rosaceae.